Messenger RNA from Mollisia scopiformis, 1509 nucleotides. Its product is annotated as MFS general substrate transporter. Gene Ontology annotation, cellular component: plasma membrane. The record is from RefSeq and is a predicted model, not a curated record. NCBI's taxonomy places the organism in Eukaryota, Fungi, Ascomycota, Leotiomycetes, Helotiales, Mollisiaceae. The transcript is spliced from 6 exons. Gene Ontology annotation, molecular function: allantoate transmembrane transporter activity; dipeptide transmembrane transporter activity. Gene Ontology annotation, biological process: allantoate transport; dipeptide transport; transmembrane transport. The coding region runs from base 1 to 1509 and encodes 502 amino acids.
AUGGCGGACGAAAAGCACGAAAAGAGCUCAAUUCAUACGCCGCCUGCGGGUGAAAGCGACAAUGGGGUGCACUCAGUGAUCCAAGUGGGAGAUAUUAUCCAUGUCCAUGCUACCCCGGAGGAAGAAGCACGAGUGCUCAGAAAGAUAGAUUUGUUCAUACUUCCGUUGAUGGGAUUUUGCUACAUGCUUCAAUAUACCGACAAAGUCUCUCUAGGAUACUCCACUCAACUUGGACUGAUGAAAGAUCUGAAACUGGUCGGCACAGAAUAUAGUUGGACAUCUUCAAUUUUCUACUUCGGCUACCUAGGAUGGAGCUGGCCAAGUUCUUACCUCGCUGUUCGAUUCCCUCUUGGCAGAUACUUAGCUGUGUCUGUGAUGCUGUGGGGAUUGGUUCUCAUGUGUCAUGGUGCUACGAAAAGUUUCACGGGACUGAUGAUCGCGAGAUUCUUUCUUGGGGUGACGGAAUCUGCCGUUGCUCCUGGGUUCGCUCUUCUGACUGGCAUGUUCUACAAAAGAAAGGAACAGCCUUCUAGGAUGGCAAUCUGGUUCAUUGGAAAUGGUGUCGCAAAUACAGUCUCAGGAGUUAUUGCCUACGGUAUCGGGAAGGCUCAUACCAGUCUUCAACCAUGGCGCCUACUUUUCCUAGUUCUUGGCACCGUCACGUUCUGCUGGGGCCUCUUGCUAUUGUUCUUACUCCCAGACUCGCCCUCCAAAGCGAGAUUCUUGAAGCCCGAAGAGAGGAUCAUUGCGCUUCAUCGGACUCUUGAAAACAAGACUGGAGUCAUGGACGAAGAUACGUUCAAGAUUGAGCAGAUGUGGGAGGCAUUGAGAGACCCCCAAGCAUGGUUUCUUGCUCUGUAUCAAUUUUGCGUCAACAUUCCGAAUGGCGGCUUAACUUCGUUCAACAGCAUCAUCGUAAACGGUUUCGGCUUCGCUCCUCUCACCACUCUCCUUGUUCAGAUGCCAGGAGGUGGUUUCCAACUCAGUGGCCUCGCAUUCAUUGCUAUCACCACAACCUACGUCAAGAAUAGUCGCCUGCCAUGCAUGAUAAUCCUCGUCAGUCUCUCGCUCAUAGGCGCGAUCAUGGUAUACACGAUCAGUGACGAGCAUCCCUGGGCUCGACUGGGAGGUAUUUGGCUGACAGCUAUCUUCGCGGCUGAUAUUCCCAUAUCUUUGAGUCUGGUUGCAUCGAAUUGUGGAGGAUUCACGAAGAAGGCUACCGCCAAUGCGAUGUUCUUCGUGGCCUACUGUGUAGGCAAUAUCAUUGGACCACAGUUCUUCUUUACUCGAGAGGCGCCCAGAUACCCAACCGGUAUCAAAGCUCUCCUGUGCGGGUUCGCGCUAGGGGUGUUUUUCUUGUUCUGCCUCUGGUUCUAUUACAUCUACGAGAAUCGCCGCCGAGACAAAAAGUAUGGUCCAGCGACCCAGAUUUCUGAGACUGAGGAAUUGGAAGAGGAUAUCUCGAACAAGACCGAUAUGCAGCUCAUUCAUUUCAGGUACUUGAGAUGA